Kockovaella imperatae is the source of this 3301-nucleotide messenger RNA. RefSeq lists its product as hypothetical. Gene Ontology annotation, cellular component: P-body; cytoplasm. Gene Ontology annotation, molecular function: manganese ion binding; RNA binding; 5'-(N(7)-methylguanosine 5'-triphospho)-[mRNA] hydrolase activity. The transcript is spliced from 6 exons. The record is from RefSeq and is a predicted model, not a curated record. The coding region runs from base 442 to 3204 and encodes 920 amino acids. NCBI's taxonomy places the organism in Eukaryota, Fungi, Basidiomycota, Tremellomycetes, Tremellales, Cuniculitremaceae. Gene Ontology annotation, biological process: deadenylation-dependent decapping of nuclear-transcribed mRNA; nuclear-transcribed mRNA catabolic process, nonsense-mediated decay.
GCAGCAUGACCAUCUCGAACACCUCUCUCCGUGUCGCAUGCUCUCUGGUCAUGCCAUGCUCUCUGCACUGAUAUGGUUGCAGAAGGAAACUGAUCAGUCACUAGGACUCCCAGAUCGAUCGUGGGAGAGCUAUGCCACGUGAUAUACACGUUAGGGUCAAAGUGGGUCAGGUUGGCUGUCGUGCAGACGAGGUUGUGAUCCAGUACAAGUUGACCUUGCCUAUGGAGCAUGGCGUGGCCUUGAUUAGAGAUACAGAGCGUGACACGAAGGGCGUGGAACCUUUAAGUGGCUUGCAGCCGGGACGUGAAGCUUAGGGCGUGAUCCGACCAACCUUCGCAAUCAACGUGUGUGUCCACACACUCUCAUUCCUCCUUCCUCUUGCUCAACACCUCGCCAUUGCCUCGACUCAUCUUGCCUGACGGGCCCAAUAUACAUCUCACCAUGUCCCAGUCGCUGUUGAAACAACUCUUUCCCCCCGACCUUCCUGUCGCUUCUUCUUCAUCAUCAUCACCCUCGGUUCGACCGUCAUCCUUCCCUCCUCAACAUCCCACCGACAUGUUCCCCGAUUCCUCAGGACUCUUUCCCGAUCCUGACGAAGAUGGAGGGGAAGAGAACAUCUUUCGAGAUAUGACAUUCCCAGAUAUUCUAGAAGAGUUGAAUGCGCGAUUCUUGGUCAACCUGCCAAAGGAGGAAAUGGGACUCGUCAGAGUCUAUUGGCAAGCUGAACAAGCACAUUGGUUUUAUGAGGAUUACCUUCGGCCUCUCAACCCUCUUCUACCUUCACUUUCUCAACGUAAUUUCACCCAUCUCAUCAUCGCUUCGUCGCCUCUAUACACUCAUCUCAGCGAUGAAGAGUAUGAUCAAGUUUGGGAAGAAUACUGCAAUUACAAGCGGAUGGUACCAUGCUGUGGCGGUAUCCUCAUAAACGAUGCUGCCGAUAAAGUCCUCAUGGUCCGAGGAUGGAAAUCCAACGCUGGUUGGAGUUUUCCUCGAGGCAAAAUCAAUUCUGCGGAGCCAGAAGAAGCAUGUGCGAUACGCGAGGUAGAAGAAGAGACCGGCUUCGACCUGACGGGGAUGAUCAACAAGAAAGACUCAAUUCAGACUCAGGUCAACGCGCAGACCAUCACCAUGUUUAUCGUCAUGGGCAUUGAUGAGAAUACGACAUUUCAGACGCAAACGAGGAAGGAGAUUGGGGCUAUCGAGUGGGUCCCGUUUGUUGAUCUACCGACGUGGACAAAUAAACGAGGUCCAAAGACGACCAAUGAAAAGGGCAAAAAGAGAUUUUACAAUGUCACGCCUUUCGUCGGACCGCUCAAACGCUGGCUCUCCGAGCAUGGCGUCAAUCCUCACCAGAAGAAGAAAACCCAGCGAGGCGCCGAUCCCAAAGUGGGAGGUCUGCGGAACCUGGAGCCCUUUCAAUUCGAUUCUCCACCUUCUACGCCACCUCGCCAGCCUGCUCAAGCACAACGAGCUCAGCCGAGUGAUUCUCAAGUCUCUGCUUUGGACAACCUUUUUGAUCGUUUCAUCCACAAACAGAAUCAAGAUUUGCAAAUUUCAGGAUCGGGUGAUAAUCAAGCCGGGCUGGAGAGACUUUUUGGCAACCUCGCGGUAGCCUCGCAUCAGCCACCCGCUCAGGACGACGAUAAGACGAGAGAGGCCAAGGAAGAUGACGAUCUUGCGAGGCUGUUGAGCGGAUUGACUAGCACGCCUACCCCGCAUCCUCCUGCACUCGUUAAUCCUCCGCCCACUGAGAAGGCUUCAAAGCUGCUCGCCUUGCUUAAUCCCACUUCUCCACUUGCCAACUCGAGCACUGUAGCUCAGCCCGAACCUUCCCCGACCAGAGCCCCUAGAGCGCCUGUGAAGCCACAUCAAGCUUCACUCCUCGCUGUCUUAUCGCCGGGAACACAGAACCCACGAACCGCCCCAGCCGCCGUAUAUGAUGACACCAACAGCAUCGCGCACUUAAAUCGACCGACCACUCUGCCGACUUCCCCGAAGCCGCCGAGCCCAGAUCAGGCGCAGAAGGAGAGGUCGAGGAAACAGCGGGCGCUCUUGGAGCAGAUCACAGGCGGAAUAGGUCUGAAAAUACCUCUUCAGCAGUCGUCGGUGUCUGGCGAGAGGAGCCUUCCCGACGCAAACCGAGCGGGAAAUCCAGAAGGCAUACCCGUAGAGUUGGGAAAGAUGCCUUUCUCACCAACCGCAUUACCUCUUCAGAAUCAUGAUAUGCCUCCAAGAGCUAAUAAUGAUGCCGCGUUUGCUAGCUAUGCUAUGGCGCCGUCUGGACGUCAGAAUCAUUCGCCUUCAGAUGGGUAUCUACAGCAUCCGCACGCUGCUCCACCGCCCUACGAAUCCUCAACUCAUGGACAGUCUCACGGAGCUCCCAUGGGUGUCCGUCUCGGUCAGGGCCACCACAACCCGCAUGUAGCUUUUGAAACAACGGCUGAUGGCUCGUUUUCUGGUCACAUCAAUCCUGUGGGGUCGGGUCCUCCUGCUCACCUACAAGGGCAAAUGAAUUUACCGGUCGUGCGACCAUAUGGUGUUCCGCAAGGGCAGUUUGCGACCCAGCAUCUUCACCGGCCAGCUCCUCUGACUGUGCCACCUGGACAGGUUGGGCCAAUGCCACACGCUACAUCGAUAGCCUUUACAGGUCACCCGAUGUCGAACGGAGUUAUGGGAUCACCUCCCUCUGGUGGACCACCAGUUGGUGGCAUGUCUGGCGCGCCAAAUGCGGGAUACCCAUCCCAGGCCUUUCGGCCACCUCAUAGCCAGCAAAAUUUUGGACCUGGUGUUCGACCUACCGGUCCUCCCUACGGCUUUCAGGGUCCCAUCCGACCGAUACCUCAAGGCUCCGGAGUGCCUUCAGGCAUCUCCUUCACUGGCCGACCUCCUAGCCACCAAAACCUGUUCCCAGCCCAUCAAGCGAACCUCGCUCCUGGGCCCCAGAGACACUUUGACGCCUCGUAUGCUCAAGGCGUCGUAUCGAAUCACUCUCAGGGAGCUCUAAAUGGUUUGAAACAUCCUCAGCCUAUGCCUCCUGCUCCUGCACCUGUACCGGUUGUCUCGCCAUCGACCGGAAUACCUGACCUGCCGCGUCCAGCCCAAGGUCAGGGUCCUGGUCAAGUUCAGGGUACCAUGCUCCAGCCAAUGCCGAGGGCAGGUAAUGCAGGUGCCAUUCUCGGCUUUCUGAACGAUGGAAGACGAUGAAUGUGAAAGCGGAGCAAGACCGUAUUGCGUAAUCAACGCGCAUGAUGUCAAGCUGAGAAACCUUCCCACGCGUAUGCAGCCUGUGUCAUCGUCGCGC